Molecule: messenger RNA, 1545 nt
Organism: Eremothecium gossypii ATCC 10895
Lineage: Eukaryota; Fungi; Ascomycota; Saccharomycetes; Saccharomycetales; Saccharomycetaceae
Gene: ALG2
Product: GDP-Man:Man(1)GlcNAc(2)-PP-dolichol alpha-1,3-mannosyltransferase
Exons: 1
Coding region: 1-1545 (514 amino acids)
Molecular function (GO): alpha-1,3-mannosyltransferase activity; GDP-Man:Man(1)GlcNAc(2)-PP-Dol alpha-1,3-mannosyltransferase activity
Source: RefSeq, marked provisional
AUGAUGACCCCCUUGAAUAUUGCCUUGAUUCACCCUGAUCUGGGCAUCGGCGGAGCAGAACGUCUAGUGGUAGAUGCGGCCAUUGGCCUUCAGGAUCAAGGGCAUCGUGUUACUAUCUAUACUAGCCACUGCGACAAGAACCACUGUUUUGAGGAGAUCAAACGCGGGGAUUUAAAGGUCGUUGUUGUGGGUGACUUCCUACCGACAAAUAUUCUUGGGAAGUUCUUUAUCCUGUGCGCCAACUUGAGACAGCUCGCUCUGGUGUUCAAGCUGGUGAUCAACGGCAGCAUUGAUAAGCACGAUUUGUUCAUUGUGGACCAGCUUUCGACAUGCGUUCCGCUACUGCACCUAUUCAGCGCUUCCGGUCGUGUGUUAUUCUACUGCCAUUUUCCCGAUCAGCUGCUGGCACAACGCAAGAGUCUGGUAUCGAAGCUGUACCGGGUACCGUUUGAUCUGCUAGAGCAGCUCACAAUGGGAUGUAGCGACUCAGUUGUGGUAAAUUCGUAUUUCACUCGUUCUGUCUUCUUUGACACCUUCAAGAUACUGAGAUUAAACCCCCGUGUGGUAUACCCAUGUGUGGCCAUGGACGAACUUCCAAUAGAAAAGAUAGAUAUUGGAUUCUAUGACCAGAUUAUUGGGCCAAACAAUAGGUACUACCUAAGCAUAAAUCGGUUUGAGAGAAAGAAGGACAUUGCGCUAGCCCUUAAUGCCUUCAAGGCUUCUAAAGAGGGCCAUAGUAGUGAUACAAAACUAAUAAUAUGUGGAGGAUACGACAGCCGAGUGGCGGAAAAUGUGGAAUAUCUGAGCGAACUACAGCUUAUUUGCGAGAAAGCAAAUAUAGCACAUGUAACUAUAUUCUACAGCGAGUUUAGCAGAACUCCUGAGCAUUAUACUUUUCCUACCGGCGUGAGGGAGAAGAAGGUUAUAUUUCUGGCAUCUAUAUCGUCGUCACUAAAGGAAUUGCUCCUUAAGAAAGCCCAAUUAUUGCUGUACACGCCCUCCCGUGAGCAUUUCGGGAUCGUGCCACUGGAAGCUAUGAAGCAUGGUACUCCCGUGUUGGCUGUGGAUAACGGUGGACCGCUGGAAACAGUUGUUACUCUCAAGAGUGAUAAUCAAGAUACCGCUACCGGAUGGCUGAGACGUGCGGACGCUGGAAUAUGGGCAGAAGCUAUCGACGAGCAGGCAGAGUAUGUCAAGAAAAAUCCAGGCAUCUUCGCUACUAACGGGCCGAAAUGGGUCAAAGACAAGUUUUCCCGUGAUGCUAUGACAAGCUCAUUUUUGCACAACAUAGAUAAUAUUUUCAUGACUGAUAGAGUAAUUCAGCCGUGGGCUGUCAUGGUGAUCCUCGCUGCGAGCUACAUCCUGUGGCGUUCAUCUCACGUUUUUGGUGAUGCAUGUAGAUACAUAUAUCUCCUCACAGGUGGUAUCCUUGUUCUACGUUCGAGAUAUCUGCUUGCCAUCUUCUGGGUCCUUCUGUUCGUAAUGCAGCCGCAGCUGUCCGUUGGUGUUGACACAAUAACUGCCACAUUGAAGCCAAAACUAUAG